AUGGAGCAUGAAGUUGGACAGGUCUUCAUUCCCACCGUGGACAACGAUGAGUCUAGGAAGCAAACCCCCAGUGACUUCCUAAAGCAAAUCAUUGGACGACCAGUCGUAGUCAAAUUAAACUCUGGAGUGGAAUAUCGAGGGGUCCUGGCUUGCCUGGACGGCUACAUGAACAUCUGCCUGGAGCAGAGGGAGGAGUAUGUUAACGGCCAGCUAAAGAAUAAGAACUGUGACGCCUUCAUCCGCGGGAACAACGUUUUGUACAACAGCACACAGAAGAGAAGGAUGUGA
Molecule: messenger RNA, 288 nt
Organism: Sorex fumeus (smoky shrew)
Lineage: Eukaryota; Metazoa; Chordata; Mammalia; Eulipotyphla; Soricidae
Product: U6 snRNA-associated Sm-like protein LSm6
Exons: 3
Coding region: 1-288 (95 amino acids)
Biological process (GO): mRNA splicing, via spliceosome; maturation of SSU-rRNA
Cellular component (GO): U4/U6 x U5 tri-snRNP complex; U6 snRNP; sno(s)RNA-containing ribonucleoprotein complex
Molecular function (GO): RNA binding
Source: RefSeq, a predicted model, not a curated record